AUGACUGUGCAAAGUCCCUACCAGCGAAGCACCCCCUUUCUGCACCGCACCUGGCUUCGGGGAGUCAAGGCUCUCCAGGAUUCGUCAGUCAUGGGAAACAUCAUGACCUCGCCCGCCCACAAGGGCAGCUACCAAGGGGACGGCCACGGCCCGCGUCCGACCAAGCGCCGUCGUCUGUCCUCCUCUGGCUCGCUCGACGUGGACCGCCUCAUCGCCUCGCCGCAGACGACCGAGUCCGGCCCGAUACUGCGCAUCGAGGUCCUCAAGUUGCUGCACAAAGACUCCAAAAAGAUCAAGUCGUAUCAGGCCACGGCCAUGCCGCGCGAUGUGCUCACCACCAAGGCCAACUGCCGAAUCACCAUCCAGGACAUGGCCCAAGCAACUCCGCGAGUCCUGCACUGCCAGAGCCAGCCCUGCAACUUGACCACGUACAAGAACCCCGUCGGACCUCAUCGGCUCGCCCGCGUCGACCUGCCCCAUUCGUUUUAUGUGCCCAAGGACAGCAUUCUCGUCAACAGGCCGGACGACAAUAAGCAUGACCUCUCCGACUCGUAUCAGCUUCUUGUCGAGCUGGAAACCACCGACGGCCUCGGCUGGCCGCCGCUUGACCCGCACGACUUGGGUGUUCCGACGAGCGCCUUCCAUGGCCGCGGCACGAACCAGCAUUGCAUCUUCUCUAGCCGCUUUGAUAGUGUCAUCGGCAGGCUAAAGCAAGGGCUGAGUCUGUCGACGAGCUAUCCCUCGGACCAAUCCGCUCACCAGACGAGCUACGUCAUGGACGUGGACUUGCGUUGGGCAACCGGGUUCAAAGCCUUGAAGCGCCCCUUGGACAAGGAUUCCAAACCCUGCAUCACUGCCAUUGAUCCGGACGCCAUUCGCUGCACCGGCACCAGCUUCGAUCCUGUGGCGGAUCACGCGGCAACCGGCCAUUUCGGCGGGGACAUGUCUCAUGAAAACGAAGACGAUCUUGCCGGCGAUCAAACGCCCUCUCGAUCUCUCCGCAUCCGCGAGAAGUCAAAAGUCUACAAUCUGAAGGUCUUGAGCGACCAAGCCCAGGGCAGGGAUCGAAAGAAGCGGGAAAGAAGCGCCAGCGCGGCGGAGAAUGAGGGGCGAGUGCAGUAUCUCUUGCCCACCGACCAACCCGUCUGCCUCGAUUUCCACCGCUGUAUCAGCUGCGGCGCCUAUCACGAAUCCAUGCCGCAGCUCCAACUUCACUUGCAAACUUUUCACCCCGCAUAUUCGUAUUCGCUGGAGACGACGAGUCAAGGUCCCCAGUUUCGCGUCUCCUCCCUCCGAGAAUCGUUCGCAACACCAGGCAAGAGUCAGGCGCGCCAGGCGAAAGCCUUCCACCUAGCGACUGUCCUGCCAGACGAUCAUCUCCAUCACCCGGCGAAUGCAAAUCGCAAUUUGUUCGGAUCCCCAUCGGCAAGAGUCCACUCGGUGAGGCUACCAUCCGCCUCGCCGACCCCCAGCGGACCGAGGGCUUCGACGCGCCGCAUCGCGAGGCCGAUACCGAGGAGGCCUUUAGUUCCCAACAUCCCUCAGCCGCUUUUCCAUCCCAUCAGCAAGGCACGGUUGAGCCCUGGACAGGAAGUACCCUGCAUCACGCCGGAUGACACCUGGCUCAUCCAAAAACACCGCGAGAGCAUAGCUGAUUUCUCCGAUGUCACGGCCGCCGAGAAAGAGUACAUUUGGGAAUGGGAUGGCUAUAUCCUGCGGAAGAACGUCACGUCGACGGCCUACUUCCCACGCGCAUGGCUCGGUUUUGUGCGGGAGAAGGCUUCAUGGCUGGUCGAGGAGCCACGUCGGAUGCUGGAAUUCGGGAAGCACGCGAGCGUAUUGCUAGCUCGCGACGUGCUGGACAACAGGAUCAUGGAUGAGGCGUUGGCCUUUAUCAACGCAGAAAGGGCAAGUUCGCAUGCGACUCUCGAGGAGCAGUCGAGUGGGUGGACGAGCUUUCAGGGUGCAGACGGAGCCGUGGUGAAGUCCCCCAGACCAUCACAGAUUCGUAAGGGCAGCAACGGCUGUGCUGUGUGCCAGCUUCCAGUUCGUGGACCGACGACGCUGGUCUGCUCCAACAAGGUGCGCUCCCCUGUCGGCAUCUAUUUCCGGUCUGGUGAAUUGUUGUUGACAUUGCCACAGUCUUGUUUGCGCCGUCUGCACCAUUCCACGUGUAUCGAGAAUGAAGCCAAGAUGCCGGCGACUCGGUACGAUUGGCUUUGCAAUGCCUGCUGCGACGCCGCCGGUUCGGCCUAG
Molecule: messenger RNA, 2256 nt
Organism: Drechmeria coniospora
Lineage: Eukaryota; Fungi; Ascomycota; Sordariomycetes; Hypocreales; Ophiocordycipitaceae
Product: Zinc finger domain-containing protein, PHD-finger
Exons: 1
Coding region: 1-2256 (751 amino acids)
Source: RefSeq, a predicted model, not a curated record